This is a messenger RNA of Aspergillus sclerotioniger CBS 115572, 1405 nucleotides long. RefSeq names its product trans-2-enoyl-CoA reductase (NADPH) TSC13. Gene Ontology annotation, molecular function: oxidoreductase activity, acting on the CH-CH group of donors. Bases 161 to 1090 code for a protein of 309 amino acids. Lineage: Eukaryota; Fungi; Ascomycota; Eurotiomycetes; Eurotiales; Aspergillaceae. The transcript is spliced from 3 exons. Gene Ontology annotation, biological process: very long-chain fatty acid biosynthetic process. The record is from RefSeq and is a predicted model, not a curated record.
CAACUCUCUUCCGGUGACCGGGAACUCCUGCGCCAUCUUCUCACUGUUCCUACGAACCCUUGCUCGGUGCUCUUACAUCAGCUCACGUGGUGUAAUCCUCAGACAAAUACUCGUCUGUCUGCCGAAUCAUCACAAGCCCGAGUGAAUCCAAUACAUCCCAAUGGCGUCCCUCACAUUAGUUGUUGAGCCCCGGGGCAAACCCAUCAAGAAGCUCCCCAAGCAAGUCCAGGUUUCCUCCAAUGCCUCGACCGCCGAAAUCUACAACAAGCUCGCAGAAGCCUCGGGGUUCUCCAUCCACCGUCUCAGAAUCACCAAGGGCAGCGACCGCACCGUAGUCCCCAACUCCAAGGCCUCAACCGUUGACGGAACCGGUCUGAAGGAAAAGAGCGUCCUGCACGUCAAAGAUCUAGGCCCCCAACUCGGAUGGCGCACCGUCUACAUCAUCGAAUACCUCGGACCACUCUUCAUCCCAGCACUCUUCCUCUUCCCGCUCCGACCCUAUGUCUACUUCAACUUCGACCAGCCCCUCCCCGAACCAUCCUUCUUCCAGCUCCUGGUCUGCGCCCUGCUCACAAUCCACUUUAUUAAACGCGAAUACGAAACCAUCUUCGUCCACCGGUUCAGCAAUGCCACCAUGCCCGCCCGCAACAUCAUCAAGAACAGCGGCCACUACUGGGUCCUAGCCGGCCUGAACAUCGCCUACUGGGUCUUCCGUCCCGACUCCCCCGCCGCCACCACCCAGGACGCCUUCCUCCUCUACAGCGGCCUGGCCCUGUUCAUCUUCGGCGAGCUCGCCAACCUAAACGCCCACAUGAUCCUCCGCGAUCUCCGUCGUCCCGGUACCACGGAGCGAGGCAUUCCCUCCGGCUUCGGAUUCAAGGCCGUCACCUGCCCCAACUACUUCUUUGAGGUCGUCAGCUGGGUCGGCGUCUACCUGCUGAGCGGAAUGAGCUGGAGUGUGCUCUUCUUCAUUGUCGUCGGAACCGCCCAGAUGGCCAUCUGGGCUAAGAAGAAGGAGCGUCGUUACCGUAAGGAAUUCGGCGACAAGUACAAGCGUAAGCGCUUCGUUAUCCUGCCCGGUCUGUACUAGACCACUAGCCAGUUUCUAGCAGCAUAGGUAGUAGUGAAGCAGUUAUGCGGGAUGCGGCGCAUCCUGCAUAUGUGUCUUGGCAAGUGGUGGCCAAGUAGAUACCACGGGGACCUUGCAUCAGCCUCAUAAGUCUGGAGGUGAGAGAGAGGUCGGUGGUAUUACGGUGGAUUCUCUCUGCAUGACGGUUGUUCUUCCCAUGUAACCUAUUACUAUCAUAGAUUAUAGUUUGGUUGUAGUUUCACGAGCGGCAUGCGCAGGUUUCUUACCCCGGGAAUAAUAAUUAUUUACAAAAUCAAGGCAAUGAAAUAAUGGGAU